Messenger RNA from Photinus pyralis (common eastern firefly), 3156 nucleotides. Its product is annotated as WD repeat-containing protein 63-like. Lineage: Eukaryota; Metazoa; Arthropoda; Insecta; Coleoptera; Lampyridae. Gene Ontology annotation, cellular component: inner dynein arm. Gene Ontology annotation, biological process: cilium movement involved in cell motility; inner dynein arm assembly. Gene Ontology annotation, molecular function: dynein heavy chain binding; dynein light chain binding. The coding region runs from base 1 to 3156 and encodes 1051 amino acids. The record is from RefSeq and is a predicted model, not a curated record. The transcript has a single exon.
AUGAAUGAAUACAUUGGAGAUGAUGAUCAAACAAACGAGGAAGAAGAUAUUCCUUUCCCUAAAAGACGUAAAUACAGAAGAGUGAAACGGAAGGUUCCUGAACCUGAGUAUUCAUCACCGUCAUUCGCUUUUCCAGGUGUAGUAAAGUUAGUGCUAACGGAAGAUGCUCAACGCGCGGUAGAAUGUGUAUGCGGGGAAGAUGUUACUUCAGAAAAUCCGUGGAAAUAUAUUAAAAAGGAAGCAGUAGUGCAGAACAUUGAACUUAAUGAAUCGUCUGAAUUUUUUAAAAUAAAAAAUGAAGUUUUAACAUUUCCCAAUCCCUCAAUUUUAAUUAUAUAUUUACCUGAUGAGAGUGAAGAUGAAGAUCAGUACUACUUUUGCUUAAGUAUUGAGGCAGAAGAAAGGGCUAACAAUAUUAUUAGUCAAGUAAAAACUGAACGAAACGAAAAAUUAAAUAAUACAACUUUGAAAACUAGUAAACCUUGGAGAGCACAGGGUAGUGCACCGGAAAUCUCUGAUAUGAUGUAUAAAGCUAAUCGACCUCUGAUAAAAGUUGAGAUUGAAACCUCAUAUCCCGUUAAACCUGCUCCAAGUCACUUCAAAGUAAGACCGGUGGAAAAGGCGAAAGACGGUUACAUUGAAAUACUUUCACUACGAUCUACCUAUACCAACGUAAUACGAAGAAAAAUUGAUGCCGUUGCUCAAGCUACUCCAUUUGUGACAGCCACAUCAUCGCAAACUGAUUACCGGUAUCCUAAAAACGAGACCACCCAGUACCAGUACACGUACAGUCUUCCGAAAGAAACCAAAGAGUAUAUCCGAAACUUAAAAUACUUCGCGCAAAAUACCAUGAACAUCUUUGACGAUUCGAUUUACGUAAAUGGUUCUAUUGACUUCUUUACAAGCGAUUACAAGUUACUAGUGAAAGACGAAGUUGGACCAGAGAAACCACAAGAAUUCCAUUUGGUAGAAUUUUCCUCCUUCUACCAGCAUAGUAUCGAAAAAGGCAAGGUAAUUUCGGCCGUAAGCUGGCAUCCCAUGUGGACAGGGAUUGUCGCCAUAAGCUAUGCGGACAAGGCCCUUGGUUUAUAUAUUAAUGGAAAAUCAGAAGUAGAUGAAGUUCAUCGUGCUACAUUUGAAAUAACUCCUGUACAUUUGUGGAGCAUAGAUGACCAUUUAAUGCCUAAACUCCUUUUGGAAAUACACCGAGAUGUAUCUUCGUUGUCUUUUUGUCCAUAUGAUGAAAAUUUGUUAGUCGGCGGAUGCGUAAAUGGUCAAAUUAUUCUAUGGGACAUCACCAAUAAAUUAAAACAAGUAGAAGAGGAUGAAAUUUUGACUGCCGAUCAAUACGCAUAUCGAAUAAGAAUGCAUUCGAUGAUGUCAUGGAUGAAAAACACGAGUAACCGCCGGUUUGUUGGAGCCACAGUUGUUUCUCAGUUGCAGUAUUCUCCAAUAAGUGCCAUUACGGCAGUUACAUGGAUAUCGCCAUUUAAGGAGAUAGACAAGACUGGAAAGAUAAGGAGAAUUUCGGAAGAUGAAAAAAGGACAAGUUUACAAUUCAGCACCACGUCUUUAGAUGGGACCAUUCAGUUUUGGGAUUUACGUGGGAAACCACCAACAGGCGCACUUGCAGCUCACAAGAAAUACCGCCAUAUUAAAUCUCGUCCAGCUGCGCUAAUGACCGAUGUGUCUCCGUUUAAAGUAUUUCACAGGGUACUUAAACCUAUAUUUAAAGUUAACGUUUUUGCUCCAAACACCACUCGCCAUUUACCACUCAUGGUGGUGGGAAAACAAGAGUCGGCUACAACGUAUGUACAAAAACAUCCCAGUGAUCCAAAUCGCAAAUUUGAUCUAAAUGAACGGAUUUACUUUCAAGCUGAGCUAAAAGAUAAUCGUGAUCUUGAAAACGAGUAUCUCUUAGGUAGUGCAGAAGGCGAUUUCUUCAUAAUCACGUGGGAAGGGUAUGAUUACACUUCAAAUGAGAUUGUUAAUAAAGAAACGGCAACAAUAAAUAAUUUCGUUAAGUUCCAUGAUGGCCCAUUAGUAUCCGUAAAAAGAUGCCCAUCAUACGAUGAUGUUGUUUUAACUGUGGGAGGCAAAAUUUUUGCACUAUGGCUGCUAGAGUUUAUAGGGAAGCCUAUUAUAUGGAGGAAGUGUUCAUGCCGAUACACGCAUGGAAAUUGGACUGCCAAUCGCCAUUCUGCAUUUAGAAUGUCAAGAUCUGAUGGUUAUGUUGAACAAUGGAAUUUUACGGUCAGAAGUGAUCGAUGUCAAUAUAACAUUUUACGAUCCGGAAAGUGGACUCUUGGAUCCCACGCACAUCCUUUGCCUCUUGAGAAACAAAUUCUUGGAUUGUGUGAUUAUACCAGUUCAUUCAGAUUGUUUCUUACGGAUAACACUGUCCAACAAGAUAAAAAGGAAUUAUCACACCUCUAUCAAUUACUUUGUGCAGAAGCUGAACGAAAACGGGGCAUUGUACGAUGGAAUGAACAAUGGAAUGUUAAAAACCCAGAGUUAUCAGUUAGUCACAGGGCAAAGUCGGUUACCGGUGAAGAAAAAAAACAAGAUGAGAAGGCAGUUCAAGUGAUAGAAGAGGCAAUAAAUGUUAAACAACGGGAUCGAAUAAAUGCAGACGCACAAUGGCGAGAAAGGGAGGUCGAACGAAUGAAUACGUUGUUGUUAACUAAAAGAGGUUUAGAUCCUUCUCUAUUGGAGGUGCAACAGCUACCAUUAAUAAAAGUUAAAGAGGAAAGCACUAGAAAGCAGGAAAAAUUGAAAGAUGCUUUAAAAAGUGCCCCGAAGAUAUAUGAAGAUACAGUUGCGAUGAUGUUUGCUGACGCGGUUCAGAAAAAGCCACAGAGUCCUGUAGAUCCAUAUAAAGGUGGAGAAUUCGUUAUCAAUAAAAGUGUGUACUUUAAUAGUUACACACGAAUUGCGGAAAAGUAUGAAAAGUUUGUUAGCGAUAAUACGUACCAAUAUACUUUUAACUGGUUGAAAAUGGCCAAGGCAGGACGCGAACGCCGAAUAUUACUAGACGGUUAUAAUCAACGUUGCAAUCACAAACGUAGGAUAAUUCGAGAAAGAGUCUUACGGGAAAAAGAACUGACAAAGCCUCCUACAAUUUCCAAACAAGAAAGUAUUCAAGCCAUAGAGUAA